Messenger RNA from Plutella xylostella (diamondback moth), 991 nucleotides. RefSeq lists its product as uncharacterized. NCBI's taxonomy places the organism in Eukaryota, Metazoa, Arthropoda, Insecta, Lepidoptera, Plutellidae. The record is from RefSeq and is a predicted model, not a curated record.
UUCAUGAUUGUUUUGUUGAGUUCGAUCGAGAUUGAUUUACUAUUUUAUUACUUAAUAAUAUAGGUAUAGUGUGUGAAGAUGAGCCAGCGCCCGGAGAAAGAGAAGCGGCAGUACCCGACGGCUGCGCAAAAAUUACGGCUGGCGCAAUUACUGGAAGCAGAUGAAGAAUUGCGAAGCGGAAAAUUUACAGCAACUUUUACGAAAAAGAUGUCAUCAGAAAGAUGGGAUAGGAUAGCGCAAAAGUUAAACUCCCAUAAUGGGGCUAAUAAAACGGGGAAAGAAUGGCGCACAACUUGGGGAGAUAUGAAAUCAUAUGUAAAAAAAAAGUAUGCGGGGCAAAGAAGAUCGAUGCUUAGAACUAGUAGAGGGGGCCCUGAUAUACAGUCAGAGAGUGCGGACAAAACGGCACAGUCUGAUUUGUCUGGACAUGACACAAUUGCAAGACUCUUAGCCUUAAAGUCUGGACCAGCAGUUAUGGCUUUAGAAGAUGACAUGGAAUUGGUGCCAAAUGUGGAUAUAGAAAUUGUAGAAGAUGACCCAUUAUACUUGACUGAGACCAAGCCAACUGCCACUGACCCAUCGGACACCGAUGAACCUGCAAUAGAACCCAAAAUAGAACAACCCAAUCCUCAGCGAAUACCUUCAGAAAAUGAUCAAAGUUCAGGGAUCCCAAGGCCCAGAAGAACAGUUGCGCAAAGAAGAUUUCAGAAUUAUUUCACUGCGGCGCAACAACCAAUGCAUCUGCAAAUUAAACAAAAAAUACGAAUGAAGAAGGACUUUAAUCAGGCUUAUUUGUAUGAGAUGCGGCGACGCACAGACGCAAUUUUAGAAUUGUCGAAUAGCAUUAGAUCUUUAAGUAGCAUGUUUGCGAACUUGGAAGAGAAUAGAUGAUUAUGAUAUAAUGUUUUAGGUAUAAAUUAAUGAUAAUAAUAUUUGUUAUUUUAUAAAGAUUUUGUUAAAUUUAGUAAUUAGUUUAUCUUGGUAUGUCCAG